AUGGCCCAGUCGGCGACUGCGCGUCGCAGCGAGCCGCAUUCGAGCAAGUUCACGACAGAUCUAGACGCGCACCACCACGCACCGCUUCGCUCCUCGCAGCAACCCGCCAGUCGCGCCUCCACCCCGAGACCCUCGGUAUCGCCGCUCAGCACCGCUUCCAGAGCGAACAAGUCGCCGAUCACGCCGAGGAAGAUGGCGGUGGUGGAGGACGCGGUGGAAGAGGGGGCCGACGCAGACAAUGCCGUCCUCGCCGACCCCACCGAGAUCGGCGAACAGCACGAUGAUCGCUCGAGUAGUUUGAGUGAGCCGGAUGAUGAGCAGGAUCUCACUGCGCAUGAGCUGGAGGCUAUUGAUGGCACGGACGUAGCGCAGCGACCUGCCAGAGGUGUAGCGUUGGACGUCGACUCGGAGGCCGAGACGGAGCGACUGGAGAACACGCCGCAGAAGCCGAGACGACUAUCUGACGCCAUUGGCAAGACGCCUAGUAAGCUCAGUCAAGCGGCGACGGCGGAGGAAGAGCUGUCGGAUCCACCGUCGCCUCUGCCUGUGGGUGCGGGCGCGGCUUCUAGUACGAGCACCGUCAUGACCGGCAUCAAGCGCAAACGAUCCGACACCGCCGAGAGCCCGUUGACGAGCGCCGAGUCUGACUUGGAAGAGUCGCCGCGCAAGCGAAGCUCCGAAGAGCCGAUUGAGGGAGCUGUGGAAGAGCUAGCAGACGUAGACGGUGCUGUUGAUGGUCUUGGUGAGGAUAUUGCAGAAGAAAGUGUUGCCAUUGAUGGCGGCGAAGUCACUCCACUACCCAGUGCGCUGCUCAAAGCCACGAAGGGCAGAAAAGGCAAGCUCAAAGGCAAGCCAGGCAAAGAACGCACAGCAGAGUCACGAACAGAACAAACGCUAGACGACACUACACCACUCGAACCAUUACCAAGCGGAGAAAGCGCAGUCAAGACGGAAGACGAAGCACCCCAAAAAGCCGCCGCCACAAACGUCUACGAAGAAGUAGCCAAACAAUUCGCCUCCUUCCGCGACAAACUCUACACCGAACGCCUCGCCUCCCUAACCGUCGAACUCGACCUCCUCACCGACCCCAACAGCACCCACCCGGAAUACCUCCGCCUCACCGCCUGCCUUAACACGCGCCGGGACAAGCAAAUCCGCGAAGCGGAAUCCUACUACCGCUACCGACUCCGCAGUACACGCGACCGCACCAUCGCCGAGCGCACGCAGUUGCAUAGCCAAUACUUCCAGCGUGUGCGCGAGGCGAGGGAGAGGGUGUUGUAUGGGUUGGGAGAGGAGUGGUAUGGGAUUCAGAGGGAACGACGGCAGCAGCAUCAGGAGGGCGAUGAGGCGUUCGUGUUCAAGUUUGACGGGGGGAGGAGGGGCGAGUUGUUGAGGCAGCAGGCGAGGUGGAAUAAGGAGGUUAGUGUUCUGAGUGGGGUGGCCCGGUGGGUGGGCUGGCCGGCCGCGCCGGAGGUGGUCGGGGUGGAUGGGGAGGAGGCGGGGGGUGACCUCAAGGCGAUGAAGGUGAGCUUGUCCGUCUUUCGGACGGGAUCAUCUCCCGCCGCACUCGCCAACCCACUACCACCACCACCAGCACCACCACCCAAACCGCACAAGCCCAAUCCCAACACCUCCUCUACCCCCGCCUCCCACCCCCGGACCCCACCAACGAACGCCUAG
Molecule: messenger RNA, 1680 nt
Organism: Baudoinia panamericana UAMH 10762
Lineage: Eukaryota; Fungi; Ascomycota; Dothideomycetes; Mycosphaerellales; Teratosphaeriaceae
Exons: 4
Coding region: 1-1680 (559 amino acids)
Biological process (GO): negative regulation of transcription by RNA polymerase II
Cellular component (GO): Sin3-type complex
Molecular function (GO): histone deacetylase binding
Source: RefSeq, a predicted model, not a curated record